GGAAGGACGGUGCGUGCAGGAUGCGGUUCCUGGUCGUGCUGGUCUUGCUGGGCGUCGCAGUGGCCGGAUCUGCGGGUGAGAAUGCAGCAAACUCUCCUAUAGAAGGAUUGUCCGGGGACACCAGCUCGAUUACGCAGAACUCGGCUGCAGGGUCGGGGGUAAAGACACCUAAUGCCAACGACAAGCCCGCAGACGCUGCUCACCUCGAUAAUCAGACCCAGAAUGAACCGGCCACGAGUUCUAACAGCACGGAUUCUAACAACACGGAGACAGCCUCCCAGGUCAUGGCACAGUCCUUGGCGAACACAAGAACUGCUGCCAACGUCAGCUCACAGCUGAGCGUCCCAAAAGCGCCCCCGCAGAAUGCCAACACCUCGGUGUCACAGCAGCCCACGACGAAAACGACCGCAGCUGCAAGAAACCACCCCACCUCGAUCCCUGCUCCCAGGACCAGCGGUCCCCAGGCUGAGCAAGCCACGACCCCGCAGCCUGCAUCCCAAGCCGAGCAGCAGGGGGAAGAGAAGAUUUUAGAGGACAACGACGGCGACGAUGAUGAGGAGGGGGAGGCCAGGGCCCAGGACGCGGAACUGCUGCAGGAGGACGACUCCCCGCUGCAGGAGGAGAAGGAGAAGGUGCAGGGCCCUGCCUUCGGGGAGCCCCGCGACGGCUCGCUGCUGGAACCCGGGAACAGGGAGGUGGAGGAGGUCUUCCCGAACACUGCCGUCAGUGCGAGCGCCGAGAGCAGCCACUUCUUCGCCUACCUGGUGACCGCAGCCAUUCUGGUGGCCGUGCUCUACAUCGCCUAUCACAACAAGCGCAAGAUUAUUGCUUUUGUCCUGGAAGGAAAAAGAUCCAAAGUCACUCGGCGGCCCAAGGCCGGCGAUUACCAGCGCUUGGACCUGAAGCUCUGACUGGUCUGCGAGAACCUUGUCCUCCCUGCUGAUUUGUUUCCAAAUCAAGAAAUGAAGAGAGGGCCUGGCGGCGUGGCCUAAUGGCUAAAAGUCCUCUCCUUGAACGUGCCGGGAUCCCGUGUGGGUGCCGGUUC
This is a messenger RNA of Ochotona curzoniae (black-lipped pika), 1045 nucleotides long. RefSeq names its product trans-golgi network protein 2 (gene TGOLN2). The record is from RefSeq and is a predicted model, not a curated record. The transcript has 4 exons. The coding region runs from base 21 to 911 and encodes 296 amino acids. Lineage: Eukaryota; Metazoa; Chordata; Mammalia; Lagomorpha; Ochotonidae.